Cololabis saira (Pacific saury) is the source of this 1353-nucleotide messenger RNA. RefSeq names its product zinc finger protein 93-like. The transcript is spliced from 2 exons. Bases 1 to 1353 code for a protein of 450 amino acids. Gene Ontology annotation, biological process: central nervous system development; regulation of transcription by RNA polymerase II. The record is from RefSeq and is a predicted model, not a curated record. Gene Ontology annotation, cellular component: nucleus. Lineage: Eukaryota; Metazoa; Chordata; Actinopteri; Beloniformes; Belonidae. Gene Ontology annotation, molecular function: DNA-binding transcription factor activity, RNA polymerase II-specific; RNA polymerase II cis-regulatory region sequence-specific DNA binding.
AUGGACCGGAAUCCGAGCCAGGACUCCGGAUCCAGCAGCAGGACUAAAGCGGCCUCUGCCGGUCUGCAGAAACGUAAAGGGAAAGAGAGGCCCACAGGUUACCCCUGUGAUCAGUGUGAGAAAGUCCUCACCACUUCAUCAUCCAGGAAGAGACAUAAGAAAAUUCACACUGGAGAGAAGCCGUACCUAUGUGAUCAGUGUGGGUCAACUUUUGCCAGAUCAGCUUCUUUAAGAAAUCACCAACAUAUUCACACUGGACAGAAGCCGUACAGAUGUGAUCAGUGUGGGGCAGCUUUUACUGAAUCGGGUACUUUAACUAGGCACCAACGCAUUCACACUGGAGAGAAACCGUACAGAUGUGAGCAGUGUGGGGCAGCUUUUACCACAUCAGGUGAUUUAACUACGCACCAACGCAUUCACACUGGAGAGAAGCCGUACAGAUGUGAGCAGUGUGGGGCAGCUUUUACCAGAUCAGCUUCUUUAAGAAAUCACCAACAUAUUCACACUGGACAGAAGCCGUACAGAUGUGAUCAGUGUGGGGCAGCUUUUACUGAAUCGGGUACUUUAACUACGCACCAACGCAUUCACACUGGAGAGAAGCCGUACAGAUGUGAUCAGUGUGGGGCAGCUUUUACCACAUCGGGUGCUUUAACUAGGCACCAACGCAUUCACACUGGAGAGAAACCGUACAGAUGUGAGCAGUGUGGGGCAGCUUUUACCACAUCAGGUGCUUUAACUACGCACCAACGCAUUCACACUGGAGAGAAGCCGUACAGAUGUGAGCAGUGUGGGGCAGCUUUUACCACAUCAGGUGAUUUAACUACGCACCAACGCAUUCACACUGGAGAGAAGCCGUACAGAUGUGAGCAGUGUGGGGCAGCUUUUACCACAUCAGGUGCUUUAACUACGCACCAUCGCAUUCACACUGGAGAGAAGCCGUACAGAUGUGAUCAGUGUGGGGCAGCUUUUACUGAAUCAGGUGCUUUAACGAAGCACCAACGCAUUCACACUGGAGAGAAGCCAUACAGAUGUGAGCAGUGUGGGGCAGCUUUUACUGAAUCAGGUGCUUUAACUACGCACCAACGCAUUCACACUGGAGAGAAGCCGUACAGAUGUGAGCAGUGUGGGGCAGCUUUUACCACAUCAGGUGUUUUAACUACGCACCAACGCAUUCACACUGGAGAGAAGCCGUACAGAUGUGAGCAGUGUGGGGCAGCUUUUACUGAAUCAGGUGCUUUAACGAAGCACCAACGCAUUCACACUCGAGAGAAGCCGUACAGAUGUGAGCAGUGUGGGGCAGCUUUUACUCAAUUGAGUAAUUUAAGACGUCACCAACAUGUUCACACUGAAUAA